Verticillium dahliae VdLs.17 is the source of this 4230-nucleotide messenger RNA. Its product is annotated as DNA-directed RNA polymerase. The transcript has a single exon. Bases 1 to 4230 code for a protein of 1409 amino acids. Gene Ontology annotation, molecular function: mitochondrial promoter sequence-specific DNA binding; DNA-directed RNA polymerase activity. NCBI's taxonomy places the organism in Eukaryota, Fungi, Ascomycota, Sordariomycetes, Glomerellales, Plectosphaerellaceae. The record is from RefSeq and is a predicted model, not a curated record. Gene Ontology annotation, cellular component: mitochondrial DNA-directed RNA polymerase complex. Gene Ontology annotation, biological process: mitochondrial transcription.
AUGCUCAUGCGAUCAGGCAGAAGACACCUUAGCCUCCAUCACGCCGCCACAUUACGGCCAUCCCAACCUCUCAUAAAAUGCAUCAGUGCAAGCACAAAUUUGGCAUGCUCCAGCAGGAGAAGCCUCGUCACGAAAUCUGAGCUGCGGAUCUUCAAGAGGAGGCGAAGCUUCGGCGCUGCCGCAGGAUUUUCCCACGGACGCACUCUGGCCACCGCAAUGGACGACGUCCCUCUCACGGAGCCAUCGUCCUUUGGCGGCAUGAAGGCCGCAGCGAUGCCCGCCUAUCCUUCGAUGAUCAACCGACCCAGAUACCACGACCUCCGCGCCUUUGACCCCUCUUCGCCCCUGAGGGUUCAGGAGGCUACGGCCCCUAUUCCCCGAGCCCGAACAAGUCUCACGGGCGUCCCUGGUGACGUGGAUGAGAUGGUCGCCAUCUUCGACGCCUGCCUCCGAGUCGACAACCUGGAACGUGCUGGCCUCGUCCUCAAGCGUCUCGGUGCAGUGGAGGGCGUACCGAGCCAGGAGCUCAUGAUUCUUGGCAACCAGUUCCUGCGGGCCUCUCUCGAGCAGCUGCGCUCGCAUCCUGACAGGAAACAAGCCGGAGAUCUGCACAAGUGGUACGAGCUGUUCGUUCGUGGCAAGGGUCUGCCUCAGACCGCCGAGACCGUGGCAUGCAUGUUGAAGGCUUCUCUGCUCUCUGAACACCAGCCCGGCAGGCUCGACCGCCUGGUGCUGCGUUAUAUGAGCAUGGCACCGGGCGAGGCUGGUCUGCGGGUCUUGUCCAUGGCCGACAUUCUGAAUGAUCAAGAUCUUGCCACCAUCACAGAAGUCUGCCCAACGUACAACCUCGCCCCCGAAGAGCCUUCUGCCGCAGUUGAGGAAGCCGAGGAAAAAGCCACCCAGCCCACUCGCCUCCCGCCCCAGCUUCUUGGCGAGCUUCCUGAAGUCCUGGCCACCCCUCAAAAGGGAUUCGGUCUCAAGACUCUCAAGCAGACUCUAACCCUUUUCGACAAGAUGCCUCAGGACUGCGAUAUUUCGACCCUCUCCUACGAGCAACAACGCGAGAUUCAGGCCCGGCUGGAACGUGACUGUAUCGACGCAGCCGUCGAGCGAUGGCGCGAGGAGAACGAAUCGCUGAAGAAGAUGGGUCUCAACAGCUCCGUGUCCGCCGCUUCUUUGAACUCGCGUCUCUACGACUGGCAGCUCGCCCUGGAAGCUCGCCUCACCGACGAGAUGCGCAAGGUUGAACUCGCCGAGGCCAAGCCCAGGAAGACCCCCGAAGACUACGAUCGUUGCACAUACGGCCCUUUCCUCCGACUCUCCACCCCCAGCCGCUUGGCUGCGGUAACAAUUCUCGGCACCCUGAGCUCCACGGCCAUCCUUGGUGUCGACAAGGGCAUGCCCCUCUCGGCAGCUCUGAGCAGCCUCGCGAAGCUGGCUGAGGAGGAUAUUCGCGCGCAACUGACCGUCCAGAACAGCAAGACGAAGACAAACAAGUCGAAGCGGAGGCGGGUUGUGCAGGUCGCCAGCAAGUCGUCAAAGCUAGAUGCUGUGCGCGCUGAGCUCGGCGCCGAGGGCGAAGUCAAGCCGCUCGCCAAGGACACUGAGCCAAGGGCAGACACUCCGUGGCCUGUUGCCGUCAAGGCCAAGGUUGCCGCUGCUCUUCUUUCCGCUCUAAUCGAUACGGCCAAGAUCAAGGUCGUCAAGGAACACCCCGAGACCAAGACGCUCAUCAGUCAAUACCAGCCGGCCUUCUCGCACGCCACCCAGCUCCGCCGUGGUAAGAAGAUCGGCAUGGUCCUGCUCAACAAGGAGCUCGUCAACAUUAUGAAGCGCGAGCCGCAAGGCGAUUUCCUCGCCAAGCACUUGCCCAUGGUUGUCAAGCCCGAGCCAUGGUCCAAAUUCGACAAGGGUGGCUUCCUUGAGAGCACGAGUAACCUCGUCCGCGUCAAGCACGGUGACAAGGAUCAGAGAAUCUACACCGAGGCGGCCAUUGCUCGAGGUGACAUGGACCAGAUCUUCAAGGGCCUCGACGUCUUGGGCCAAACGGCAUGGCGCAUCAACGCACCUAUCCUCGAGGUCAUGCUCGCAGCAUGGAACAGUGGAACGGCCCUCGCAAACAUUCCCGCCCUGAACCCUGAUGUUCACGUCCCUACCGAACCUGCCGCGUCUGAGGACCCGACGGAGCGUCGCCUUUGGCUUCGCGCUGUCAAGGCUGCCGAAAAUGAGCGAGGUGGUCUACAUUCUGUUCGUUGCUUCAUGAACUUCCAGCUUGAGAUUGCUCGCGCGUUCCGCAACCAGACCUUCUACUUCCCCCACAACAUCGAUUUUCGAGGCCGCGCCUACCCCUUGCCAACAUAUCUCAACCACAUGGGCGCCGAUCACGUCCGCGGCCUCCUCCGCUUUGCCGAUGGCAAGGAGCUUGGUGAAAAGGGCCUCAAGUGGCUAAAGGUUCACCUCGCCAAUGUCUACGGUUUCGACAAGGCCAGUCUGCGGGACCGCGAGUCUUUCGCCAUGGACAAUCUGGUCAACAUCUUCGACUCGGCCAGCAAGCCCAUGGAGGGCAACCGGUGGUGGCUCAAGGCUGAGGACCCGUGGCAGUGCCUCGCCGCGUGCUUUGAGCUCAAGGCCGCGCUUGAAUCGCCGGAGCCGACCAAGUUUGUGUCUCACCUUCCCGUACACCAGGAUGGAACGUGCAACGGUCUUCAGCACUACGCCGCACUGGGCGGAGACACAUGGGGUGCCAAGCAGGUCAACCUCGAGCCCGGCGACAAGCCUGCAGACGUCUACUCAGCCGUUGCCAACAUUGUCAAGGACUACAUCGCGAAGGAUCUCGAGACGAACAACCCAUUCGCCAUUGCAGUCAACGGCAAGAUCACGCGAAAGGUCGUCAAGCAGACUGUCAUGACCAACGUGUACGGUGUCACGUUCCAGGGCGCCAAGAAGCAGGUCCUCAAGCAGCUUGAUGCCAUUUACCCCAAUCUUCCCAUAGAGAGUGGCAUCAGCUCAAUGAUGCUUGCCUCGUACAUUGCGACUCUCAUCUUCAAGGCUCUGUCGUCCAUGUUCAGGGGCGCCCACGAUAUUCAGUACUGGCUGGGUGAGAUUGGUGGCCGCGUUUGCCGUGCCCUCUCCGCGGAGCAGCUAGAGCGGAUCGCGGCUGACGGCAUCAUCGUCUCGCCAUCGUCGGUCAACCGGUUCAAGAUUACAGAGAAGAAGGAGUCGUCGACGGAUGACCUUCUCGCGCAGUUCCGCGCCACGAUUGUGUGGACGACGCCUCUCCGCAUGCCCGUCGCUCAACCGUACCGCAAGUCAGGCACGCGCAUCAUCAAGACGUCUCUGCAGGACUUGUCGCUCACGGUGCCGGAACGUUCCGACCCCGUCAACCGCAAGAAGCAGCUGCAAGCGUUCCCGCCCAACUUUAUCCACUCCCUCGACGCCACGCACAUGCUGCUCUCGGCACUCGAGUGCUCGGAGCUGGGGCUGUCGUUCGCCGCCGUUCACGACUCGUUCUGGACCCACGCCGCCGACAUUGACUCGAUGAACCGCGUGCUUCGCGACUCGUUCAUCCGCAUUCACGAAGAAGACGUCAUCGGGCGCCUCGCUGCCGAGUUUGAGGCUCGGUACAAGGGCUCCAUCUACCUGGCCAAGGUCAACUACGGCACGGCGGUCGAGAAGGAGGUUGCGGCGUGGCGCAAGCAGAACAGGAUGAACACCAAGGAGGAGCUUCUGCUGGAGUACAAGAGGCAGCAGCUGCUGCGUUCCGACGAUGCGGCGCAGGUCGAAGAGGGCCGUCAGAUGGUGACGCCGGCGAGCAUUUUUGAUUCGAUGGCGUCAUCCGAGGCGCUCGCGCAGCCGGAGGACAUGGAGGAGCUCGGUCUCGGCGAGAUUCCCGAGGGCGCCAACUCGAUUGAAGCGAUCCAGGCCGAGGCGCUCGCCGCGGCGCGCGCCGAGUAUGCGGGCGAGGGCGGCGAGGAGGGCGAGGACGUCGAGGAGGCGUCGUCGGCGGCCACGGCCGACGAGGGCGCGACGACGGAGGACUGGGGCAAGGUGGUCAGCGCCAUGGACAAGUCGCACUUCACCAGCGUCGUGUUCGCGUCGGAGGAGUCGAAGAAGCGCAAGCCGGUGCAGAGGACGAUCCAGAUCUGGUUGCCGUUGUCGUUCCCGGCGAUCCCGAAGAAGGGCGAUUUCGACGUGCGACGACUACGGGAGAGCGAGUAUUUCUUCUCGUGA